AUGGACCUCAUCGGCAACACGCCCCUCGUCGACAUCACGUCCGUGUGCAAGCCCAAGCACCCGGACACGGUCGUGCUCGGCAAGGUCGAGUUCUUCAACCCGGGCUACUCCAUGAAGGACCGCAUCAUGGCGAACAUCUUCAACAAGGCCGAGGAGGAGGGCAAGCUCCGGCCGGGCAUGACCGUCGUCGCCGCUUCCUCCGGCAACACGGGCUGCUCCGUGGCGAUGAUGUGCGCGAUCCGCGGCUACAAGGCCGUGGUCAUCACCAACGACAAGUGCUCCGAGGAGAAGAAGGCGGCCAUCCGCGCCUACGGCGCCGACCUGCUCAUCUCGCCGCCGGGCGCGUGCUACAUGCAGAUGGAGACGGACCUCGCGGACGAGAACCCCGACUGGUUCUCCGUGGACCAGUACAACAACCUCGACAACCCCAACGGCCACUACCGGUCCACGGGGCCCGAGAUCUACGAGCAGACCGACGGCGAGGUGACCCAUUUCGUGGCCGCGGGGUCCACGGGCGGCACGAUCAGCGGCAUCGGCACGUACCUCAAGGAGAAGAAGGGCGACGACGUCACCAUCGUCCUCGCGGACCCAACGGGCUCCGUCUUCAAGAACUACUUCAAGACGGGCACGCUCUGCGCGCCCAAGCCUUUUCUCGUGGAGGGCGUCGGCAAGAACAACAUCCCCGGGGCCAUGGACUUCGCCGUCGUCGACGCGCUCGUCGAGGUCGGCGACAAGGACGCGCUCAAGAUGUGCGCGAAGAUCGCCCGGUCGACGGGCCUCUGCGUCGGCGGGUCGUCGGGCCUCAACGUCGAGGCCUGCGCGCGCCUCGCGGAGCAGUCCGACGAGCCCCUGACGAUCGUGACGAUGCUCUGCGACUCGGGCGUCAAGUACCUCUCGAAGAUCUUCAACGAGGACUGGCUCGCGGAGAACGACAUCUCCAUCGACUAA
Molecule: messenger RNA, 948 nt
Organism: Aureococcus anophagefferens
Lineage: Eukaryota; Pelagophyceae; Pelagomonadales; Pelagomonadaceae
Exons: 1
Coding region: 1-948 (315 amino acids)
Cellular component (GO): cytoplasm
Molecular function (GO): cysteine synthase activity
Source: RefSeq, a predicted model, not a curated record